AUGCCUCGAAAAUUCUUGGGCAAUAGAAUCGAUGCAAAUCUGGAUUUCGUUAGACCCGCCUCUCUUGGCGUCACCAGCUUCGAUCUGAACAAUCUGCCGGAUCUGCCGGGUUGGAGUUCGAAGGAGGCACAUGCUACUGAAGACACUAAGAUAAUUGGGAAUAAUGGGCGACGGAUUUCACGAGCAUUUGGUGGUACCGUGAAGCUGAAAAAUAGACUGAGCUCUGUUCCCGAGCUUCUGAUCCGCAGAACCGAACGGCUAGCACAGAAAAACUCUGAGGUUCAAGAGCAUGAUAGCCUUUCUCAAACUCCACUUCCAAAGAAAAAAGAUAUACCCGUUGAAGCGUUGCAACAGAUAAAUCCGGUCUUACGCCAGCAAGCUUCCAAAGAUGUUAGAAGCUCAGGGUCAAAAUUCACUAAACCUGCUGUGAUGAAUCGUGCUAGUCGGUCACACGUUCCGUCUCCGCUAGCCAGUCCUCCCAUAGUGAGCAACCGUACAAAUGUCAUGGCAUUCCCGGCAAUCACUAACACUGCCACCAACACUGGAUUUAGUCUCAGUCGUAAUAAAUCGAUAGGUGAGGCCCUAUUUGAUGAGAUUUUGACGGCGUACGGAUCGCUCCCGGAAAACCAAAAACCGAAGGGCAGGACGACGAUUUUUCGGAAAAACUACGAACAUCCCAUCAAUCAACAGUUGAAGGCUACGUUUCCUACUCUCGAGAAUAAGAAUCGCGCUCAUUUCGACCCUGUCAUUCGUGUAGACGACUACAGCGAUGAGCAUGUCAGAGCUGUUUCUGACAACACUGAGCUUGCAACUGCGAUGGGGGAUACUCUACCCAGUCCCUACUAUUUUAACUCGAGUGGGUCUGAUCCUUCGAGCUCUGGAGAGGAAUUUUCCGAUAUCGGCAGUAUCAUGAGCAGUCUCAAAUCGCCACGCAGUGACGAGUCUGCUACUUAUUUUUCCGCUGACGACCAUCUGUCAAGUCCCACUAAAGUCAGUGUUGCAACAUCAACAAAAACACAACAAGAACAACAACAACUGAUGCCUAGCUGCUCACUACGGCAUGUUCGUACCUGUCAAGUACACCCGAGGAUUUUCACGCCGGACGAUUCCUCUGAAGACUCUGGAGCGUCUGAUUACGACAGCGAGGACAACGGGGAACCUCACAUCGCCCAUUUACAAGAUGAGCUAAUAGAUCUGGAUAUCGGGGAUACCUCCAGUUCUAUCUAUCACGAUUAA
Lachancea lanzarotensis is the source of this 1236-nucleotide messenger RNA. RefSeq names its product LALA0S01e04610g1_1 (gene DSE3). The transcript has a single exon. NCBI's taxonomy places the organism in Eukaryota, Fungi, Ascomycota, Saccharomycetes, Saccharomycetales, Saccharomycetaceae. Bases 1 to 1236 code for a protein of 411 amino acids. The record is from RefSeq and is a predicted model, not a curated record.